Molecule: messenger RNA, 2103 nt
Organism: Bufo bufo (common toad)
Lineage: Eukaryota; Metazoa; Chordata; Amphibia; Anura; Bufonidae
Gene: AAAS
Product: aladin WD repeat nucleoporin
Exons: 17
Coding region: 106-1668 (520 amino acids)
Biological process (GO): nucleocytoplasmic transport
Cellular component (GO): nuclear pore
Molecular function (GO): protein binding
Source: RefSeq, a predicted model, not a curated record
UCAAUCGGACGGCGCGGAUUUCUGAAUAUUGCCGCAGGUCAGUGCGCUAUUAUCGCUAUUCUGUACGCUGUGUGUGAAUACUGCGCUGCUGCGGGACAGAUCAAGAUGUGCUCCUUGGACCUUUUCCCUCCACCUUUGCCUCGUGGCGAUGUCCUGCUGUAUGAAUACAACAAUACAAUGGUCCCCUGGAUGGCUGAUGAAAGUCCACCUCCCUCAUUCAGCUCUGCGAUGGUCAAUGUACCUGAACUUUUGAUUCCUCUAGAUGCCUUGAAGGCUCCUGGGCGGAUGGAGCUGAGCAGCAAAGCAGCAUUUAUACAUCACAAGGAGACGGUCUGGAAACGCUGUUUGAAUGCAUGGCACCAGAUGGGACUUGCUGGACUGCUGGAGGAGAUAUCCAACUCUGAGGAAGAGGCGCCUCCUUUACUGUGUCACGUCUCGCGCUGUUCUCUUGCGGCAUGCCGAUGGGUUUCUUCUUUCCAUGGAUCACUUUUUCCACACCUUUUAAUGAAAAGCGAGGAUCUCACUGCUGAGUUCUCACAGGCUUGUGACUGGGCCAGCUGUUCUCUUCGAGCCUUUGCUUGGCACCCUCACACCAACAAAUUUGCCCUGGCACUUGUGGAUGACUCCAUUCGAAUCUACACCACAGGAAGCCCAACAAUACCUACAUUAAAGCACCGUCUGCAGAAGGAUGUGGCAAGUAUGGCGUGGAAACCGCUGUGUGCCUCUAUCUUAGCUGUGGCGUGUCAGAGCUGCGUCCUGGUGUGGCACAUCGACCCCACCUCUCUGUCUACAAGGCCUUCAUCAGGCUGCGCUCAGAUCCUUACACAUCCGGGUCACAGUCCAGUCACCAGCGUUGCUUGGUCUCCUAAAGGUGGAGUGUUGCUGUCCGCGUCCCCUGUGGACACUGCUAUGUUGGUGUGGGAUGUCUCUACAGAGAGCUGUGUAGCACUACAGAGAGUAGGUGGGGGAGGUGUCACUUUCCUGUCCUGGUCUCCAGACGGCAGCAAGGUGCUGUCUGCCACCCCAUCUGCUGUGUUCAGGGUAUGGGAGACACACAUGUGGACUUGUGAGCGCUGGCCAACACUCAGUGGUCGCUGUCAGACUGGAUGCUGGAGCCCCGAUGGCAGUCGUCUGCUUUUUGCAGUGAAGGACGAGUCUAUAAUAUACAGUUUAUCAUUCUCUGUAUUAGAGGGGGAGGCACAAGCUUGUGUUGGUGGAAGUGAACGUGCGAUACCAGUGGCUGAUGUGUCUGAAGUGGUUUUUGAGAGAGACGAAGGGGGGGAGGUCAGAGUUGGAGGGGAAAUACAGUCUAUGGUCUGGGACCCAAGUGGAGAGAGGCUGGCCGUGCUGCUGAGAGAGAACCCAAAUGAUAAGACAAGUGAAGCCGUAAUCGCCGUCUACCGCACUAAGAACAACCCGAAGUUUGAGCUCCUUCCUUGUGGCUUCAUUCCAAGCAAAAUUGGAGAGGAUCCACAACUCAUGCAGUUUCACCCGUGUUUCCACAAAGGGGCACUACUUUCUGUGCUCUGGAGUUCUGGCCGCCUCUCCCAUGUGCCCUUCUACUUUGUGAAUGCACAGUUUCCUCGCUUCAUUCCUGAGACUGGUACCAAUGUAUCUGGAGACGCCGGCAGCACUUGUGCCGUACGGUCACUCUUCUCAGAAGCAUAAACUUGACAUAAUGAAUUGUUCAUGUGAAAUAUGUCCUAUUAAUAUAAGGACCAUUCAUCACUAAACCUUUCAGGUUCUCAUAUAAUAUUUUGAAAUCCAGAAUCAUAAGAGGCUCCGUUUCUCUCUCUAGUAUACUGCCGACUGAAUUGGACUUCAUGUAUUGGAUAAUUUAUGCUUAACCCGUACAGACCGUGAAAAUUCACUUCUUCAGUAGCAGCCAUUUGCUACAGAAACUUGCAGCUUGGAGAUCUCCACGUGUGGGCUGCCGUUCCAAGGCAUGGAUGUAGAUGGGGAUCAUUCAUUCUGCUUUACCCUCAUUCUUGCCAGUGUUUUGUUGAGGAAGGAGCUAUGCACAGAUUGCUGUUCUGUUUUCAUGUUAAAUGUGAUCUACAUAAGGACACAUAGAAUUUUCUCAUAAAAAAAAAAUAUAUAUAU